Xiphophorus hellerii (green swordtail) is the source of this 3744-nucleotide messenger RNA. RefSeq names its product SEL1L adaptor subunit of SYVN1 ubiquitin ligase (gene sel1l). The coding region runs from base 457 to 2907 and encodes 816 amino acids. Gene Ontology annotation, cellular component: endoplasmic reticulum membrane. Gene Ontology annotation, biological process: ERAD pathway. Lineage: Eukaryota; Metazoa; Chordata; Actinopteri; Cyprinodontiformes; Poeciliidae. Gene Ontology annotation, molecular function: protein binding. The transcript has 21 exons. The record is from RefSeq and is a predicted model, not a curated record.
AGUAGGAAACGUUGAUCCAUAGUAAGAGCUUAACAUGGUUAGCUAAGUGAGGUAGUGCUGGUUUAAAUCUAAAUGUCAGACCUCAAAGCGUUGUCUUUCACUCUAUUGAUAUAAAAUCUACGUAUGGACUUGCUAUUUUAUCAGGAAGCUUAGUAAUAGGUUGAUAUUUGGCCAUUUUUUUUUCGUCUAUGCGGUAAUGUAGAACUAGCCUGUUAGCUCUGCGUCGUUUCAGUGGAACUCCUCAGCUCGCUAGUUUUGUUGCAUUGGAAUUUCUUAGCUUGUUUGACAGUUGGGGAAGCUAAAAUUAACCACGUUUAUAUGUAGCGAUCCGGCCUCCGUUCGACCAGGUUUGUGUGUGAAAGUUUAUUUUGUGCUAGUUUUGUCUCUGUCCGAAUGUUUGGUAACAGAAACAGCAACGGCUGCAGCUAGCAGACGGUUAGCCCGUUUACAUCAACAAUGGGUUAUAAGGGAGGUUUGAAGACGGCUAAAAGGCUUUAUUUUGUGGCUAUCCUCCUCCUCGUCUUCGCUGAUCGACUGGCAGCAGAUGAAGAUCAACACAGAGACGAUGGAUCUGAGUUAAAGUCAUAUCACGAUCCAGACUCUGAUGAGGAAGACGUCCAUAUUGUAUCAAGGAUUCUGGCAGCCGCCGCGGCGACGCCUCGUGUCGACGGCUCCCAAGCAGAAGAGGAAAAACGGUCACUUCGAGAGACGGAGGAAAAGGAAGAACUACCUGAACAGCCGCCGCCUCCUCCUCCUGAGGAGAAACCUAAAGAGGUUCCUGUAGUGAAUGGGGGCACAGCUCAUGGCGAGCCCUGCAUCUUCCCGUUCUACUUCCACGGGAAGGAGUACUCUGACUGCACCACUGACGGGCGGGGGGAUGGACGGCUAUGGUGCGCCACAACCUAUGACUAUGACGAAGACAAGAAAUGGGGAUUCUGCGAGACGGAGGAGCAGGCGGAGCAGAGGCUGCAGGCUGAAGAAGCGGAGGAGCAGUAUCAGACAGUCCUGCGGCUGCUUAAUGGUUCCACCAGGAAGGCUCAGAAGAAAGAGUUGUACCAGAAGCUGUUGAAAGUAGCGGAGAAAGGCCACCAGAAGGCCACGGAGAAGGUUGCAUACGCCAUGCUGUUUGGAGAUUACAUGAACCAAAAUAUCACCAAAGCCAGACAGAUGUUUGAGAAGCUGGCUGUGGAGGGCUCACCUAAAGCUCAGAUGGCUCUUGGCUUUCUGUAUGCAGCAGGACUCGGCGUUAACUCAAGUCAAGCCAAGGCUUUAGUUUAUUACACCUUUGGUGCAUUGGGUGGAAACCUAAUAGCGCAUAUGAUUAUGGGUUAUAGAUACUGGGCCGGUGUGGGUGUUUCUCAGAGCUGUGAGUCAGCGCUAACGCAUUAUAGAGUGGUGGCAAAUCACGUGGCGAGUGACGUGUCACUGACGGGAGGCUCGGCAGUGCAGAGGAUCAGGCUGCUGGAUGAGGUGGAGAACCCAGGCUCCACCAGUGGGAUGCUGGAGGAAGACCUCAUCCAGUAUUACCAGUUUUUGGCAGAGAAAGGAGACGUUCAAGCUCAGGUUGGUUUAGGUCAGCUUCAUCUACAUGGUGGACGUGGAGUGGAGCAGAAUCACCAGAGGGCGUAUGACUACUUCACACAGGCUGCGAAUGCUGGGAACACACAUGCUAUGGCUUUCCUUGGAAAGAUGUAUUCAGAAGGCAGCGAGUUUCUCCCUCAGGACAAUGAGACAGCUCUGCAGUACUUCAAAAAGGCCUCUGAUAUGGGUAAUCCAGUGGGCCAGAGCGGACUGGGGAUGGCUUAUUUAUAUGGAAGGGGAGUCCCUGUGAACUACGAGUUGGCUCUAAAAUACUUCCAGAAGGCAGCAGAGCAGGGUUGGGUGGACGGACAACUCCAGCUGGGAACCAUGUAUUACAAUGGCAUCGGUGUGAAGCGGGAUUACAAACAAGCGCUGAAAUUCUUCAACCUGGCAUCGCAGGCCGGCCACAUCCUGGCUUUCUACAACCUGGCCCAGAUGCACGCUACCGGUACCGGCGUGAUGCGCUCCUGCCACACCGCAGUGGAGCUUUUUAAGAACGUGUGUGAGCGGGGCCGCUGGUCCGAGCGUCUGAUGACGGCCUACGGCAGCUUCAAAGAGGGAGAGACGGACGCCGCGCUGGUCCAGUAUCUGCUGCUGGCAGAGCAGGGAUAUGAAGUGGCUCAGAGCAAUGUAGCCUUCAUUCUGGACCAGAAAGGAGCAAAUAUCUUUAGUGACAAUGAGACCUAUCCUCGUGCUUUACUCCACUGGACAAGAGCUGCUGCACAAGGUUACACUGUGGCUCGGAUUAAACUGGGCGACUAUCACUUCUAUGGCUAUGGAACAGAUGUGGAUUAUGAGACGGCAGUCAUUCACUACAGGCUCGCAUCAGAGCAACAAAACGGCGCCCAGGCCAUGUUCAACCUGGGUUACAUGCAUGAGAAAGGUCUGGGUAUCAAACAGGAUAUCCAUUUAGCAAAGCGCUUCUACGACAUGGCAGCAGAAGCCAGUCCUGAUGCCCAGGUCCCAGUUUUCCUGGCCCUGUGCAAGCUGGGCCUGAUUUACACUCUGCAGCACCUGCAGGACCUUAAUCUGAAGGAGUUGAUUACUCAGGUGGACCUGGACCAGCUUCUGGGCCCGGAGUGGGACCUCUACCUCAUGACGGUCAUCGCCCUGCUGCUGGGCACGGUCAUCGCCUACAGACAGCGGCAGCAUCAAAUCAUCGUGGCGCCCCGCCCCCCGGCUCCCACUCCAGCGCCCCCUCCCAGACCCGCUCAGGACGACGAGGAAGAGGAGCCGCAAGCUCAGGCAGAGCCUCAGGAUCAGGAGGAGACGCCCGCCCCAGGCGAGGCUCAUGAGGAGGAGGAGGAGGAGGAGCAGCAGCAGUGAGGAGAGGCCAGGGAAAGACGCAGAACUGAUUAAAAACCUGCUGCUUUGAGCAUGUCUCCCACUGCUCUCCUCCACGUUAUUAGAAAACUCUCAUUGGCUGCUGAAACUGUUCAGUUCUCCAUUCGAGGAGUGAUGAAACAAACACAGGACCUAGGACUUUUUUUUUUUUUUUUUUUUUCCUGUGACUCGGGAUUCUGCCAGAGGCAACCAUGGCCUCACCAUGGAGCUAUGUUGCAGUUUCCUGAUUAAAAACAUUUUAAAGUCAGCUGAUUAGAAGGAUUCUAAUUUCUGCUUUAGUUUCUUCUCACACGUCCCUGUUUUGUCAAAUGUUUUUUCGCCAGGAGUCGAUCCGCUUCAGUCCUAAAUAAAAGCAGAUCUAGAAAAUUAAAAGGGUAAGGGAAUGUGAAUUAAGCUUAUUUAAUGUUUUAGUUGCUAGAGACAAGAUUCUGCUUCAUUUUUUGGUUGAGGCAAUUUUUUUUUAACAGUCUUAAGUUAAUUCUAGCUAAAUUUCCUUCAGUAUUUUUGCCGGAAUCCAUAAAGUUUUAAUUUCUAUACUAUAAUAUACAAAAUCCAUCUGCUUUUUUUUAUUAUUAUUUUUAGAGAAACAAUAAGGAUGUUGGACAAUUUUCUUUAAAAAGCUGAACUACUGGAGUGACUGUUUGGCUUUCAACAAUGAGGAGCAUUUGAAUUUGGUCAACAACAAAAAAAACAACCUUACGUCAAAAUAAGAUCCUAUUAGAAACAUUUUGUGGGAGAAUAUUUGUUCUUUAAACAAUGAUGCAAUAAUAGGUUUUUAAAUUCAUAUUAAAUGGCAAGUCGAAAACAUGCCAAACUACA